AUGGACAAUGAUCGGUGCUCCAGGAAUAAACCAAGUCGGGAUGGCGGUGGCCAUGAGGUUAACAAUGCUAAUUUUCUCUCGUCUGAGAUAGUGAGGAUUUGCGAAGAGUCAGGAUGGAGGGUUAGAGGAUGGUGGGAGGGGUUGCGCGUCCUUGGAUGGGCACGAGAUCUCAGAUUUCUUCUCUGUGCGCCCUUAGAUCUGUGUGCAGAUCGGAGUAGGGUGCUUUGGUGGAAGAAUUUUGAUGGUGACAAAUCCGAAAGCUCUUAUGGUCGGCCUGGAUUUGAGCAUGACUUGUUGGUGGGCGGGCAGUCGAUGGUGGACGGUGGCAGGGUCGAAAAUAUUGUUGCUUAUGGUACUGUCAUUCAAGUUAAUGUUGAGGAAGGCAAUCAGAAGAUCCAUGGGGUUCCAUUAGGAGAGGACAAUGUGCGUGUCUCAGUCAUUGGAACCAUUGUGCAUGAUGCCUUGCUACCAUUUCCAGUGAAGGAUGCUGACAUAGUCACUGUCGGAGACGCCAUUGGGACUUGUGUUGCUUGGCCAAGAAAGCUAGUUGUUAUCCCUGCACCAGAGGCACCCCCUAAACCCAUUGAGCAGAAAAUAACAAAGCGUGCUAAUCCGAAGAAGAGAAUCAGAGAUUCAUUUGAUGAUGACAAUGAAGACCUGGAAAACUUGCCGACGAAUCUGCCAUUACCAGUAAAGGACUUGUGUAUGUGGGCCAAGACUGAAUUGAUGGAUGGCGCCACAAUCCACACAACAUUUGGUGGGGAAAUUUUCGGCCAUUCUAGGAAAGCCGUCAUCUUUAGAAGGGAUAUCUAUAACAUGGCUAACAUGCUGGAAGUAUCUGGAGGAGUCAUUGUUUUUUACAUGAGCUACAUUUAUGGAGUCCUGAAGAAGUCUAAGAUGCUUGAUAUGGUUGGCUUUAUGGACCCUGCACACACCGGUAUAAUUGGGUGUGGAAAUCCCACUGAACGGGCACGGUCUAUGUCAAAUCGGUACAUGUUAGGGAAACCGGGGCAAAUAUUUUUGGUUCCAUAUAACUCGGGUGCUCAUUGGAUGUUGUCGGUGGUAAACCCGGAUGAAGAAGCCGUGCAUUUCAUGGAUCCGCUAAAAAGGCGACUUUGUGCUGGUGAAUGGAAAAGUAUUGUCGACAACUCUAUUAAAAUCUUCAAUGCCCAAAAGGGUAGGAAAGGAAGGAAAAUAAUCCAAUGGAAGAAUCUUGCUGGUAUUCCGGAGCAAACUGAUUCUAAGACUUGUGGUUAUUUUGUCAUGCGUUAUAUGAAAGAAAUUGUGGAGGACAAGAACUUGGAGUUUGCUACCAAGUGGGAAAGGAAAUCAAAUCUUGCUUACACACAGAAGGAUAUUGAUGUGGUUCGAGCUGAAUGGGCAAAUCAUGUUAUGAAGUUCUAACUUUGGUUCUGUUUAAGGUAGAUGAGUAGCACCAGCAACUGCUUUUGUGCAUUUAUAUAUAACUGAUGGAAAGUGUUGAUGAACCUAAAUUAUGCAUGCAGUUGCUUUGCCUCGCUACUCUUUCUUUACCUUAUAGGUCGUUUUUGACUUAGUGCAAUAUUAGGUAAAUGAUCGAGAUCGAUGAGAUGGUUUUUUGGUUCUCUUGAUCAUUAUGUAACUGCUGGCUAGGUUUAGAUUUGGAACUAUGGAUUGUAUUUUGGAUGAUGUUGAUGCAAUUAAUGAA
Messenger RNA from Rosa rugosa (rugosa rose), 1687 nucleotides. RefSeq lists its product as uncharacterized. Gene Ontology annotation, biological process: proteolysis. The transcript is spliced from 8 exons. The record is from RefSeq and is a predicted model, not a curated record. Lineage: Eukaryota; Viridiplantae; Streptophyta; Magnoliopsida; Rosales; Rosaceae. Gene Ontology annotation, molecular function: cysteine-type peptidase activity. Bases 1 to 1404 code for a protein of 467 amino acids.